Messenger RNA from Aspergillus saccharolyticus JOP 1030-1, 1263 nucleotides. Its product is annotated as M20 family metallo-hydrolase. The coding region runs from base 1 to 1263 and encodes 420 amino acids. The transcript is spliced from 5 exons. Lineage: Eukaryota; Fungi; Ascomycota; Eurotiomycetes; Eurotiales; Aspergillaceae. The record is from RefSeq and is a predicted model, not a curated record. Gene Ontology annotation, molecular function: hydrolase activity, acting on carbon-nitrogen (but not peptide) bonds, in linear amidines.
AUGCUCACUCGCCCAAUCUAUCGUGGCUGGACUGCGAAGAGCCUCCGCCGACAACUCUCAUCUCAGGCAGGUUCUGGCCUGAAGAUCAACUCCGAUCGUCUUCUAGAAACUCUUCACCACACCUGCCAAUGGGGUGCAGCUCAUCGAUAUGGCGAUGCUCCAACCGAGACCGGGAUGAACAGACUAUGUUUGACGGACGAUGAUGCCCGCGUACGUCGAUGGCUGCUGGACGAAGCUGAGAAGCUGGGCUGCAGCCCGCGCGGGGGUCGCUAUGAUGGCAUCCUCGGCGUCAUUGCCGCAUUAGAGGUGCUGCGCACGAUGAAAGACCAGGGCUACCAAACCCAGUUCGAUGUCGGGUUGGUGAACUGGACCAAUGAGGAGGGCGCCCGUUUCCCCAAAUCCAUGUGCUCAUCCGGCGUCUGGGCCGGCGAGAUCCCCCUCGAGAAAGCCUGGAAUCUGUCAGACAUCUUCAACCCAUCCGUGACUCUCCGCUCCGAGCUCAAGCGCCACGGCUUCCUGGGCGACACCCCUUGCUCCCCCGCAGGCUACCCACUGGGCGCGCACUUCGAGCUCCACAUCGAACAGGGCCCCAUCCUGGAGGACGCGAACAAGAAGAUCGGCCUGGUGACCGGAGCCCAGGGCUAUCGAUGGCUGAGCAUCAACGUGACAGGGCGCGACGCUCACACAGGCACAACUCCCCUCCGCGCACGACGCGAUCCGCUCCUCGCGGCCUCCAAAAUGAUCGCCGCGUCGAACGCUAUCGCCAAGCAACACGGCGCGCUCGCAUCGACAGGGGUACUGAAGCUGCCGCCCACCGCGUCCACGAAAACCGUGGCGUCGGAGGUGACCUUCACCCUCGACAUCCGCCACCCGCGCGACAGCGUCGUGCACGCGGUCCAGGAUGAGUGUCUGAGUGUCUUCGCGGAGAUCGCGCGCGAAGAUGGCAAGGGGGUGACCUUCGACUGGACGCUGGAUACAGAUUCGCCCGCUGUGCAGUUUGACGCGAACUGCCUCGCAGCCGUCAAGGACGCCGCAACACAGCUGGUGGAUGCGGAUGGGUGGCUCGAGAUCACCAGUGGCGCGGGCCAUGAUACUGUCUAUACCAGUCGACACUGCCCGACGGCGAUGAUCUUUGUCCCCUGCAAGGAAGGGGUCAGUCACCAUCCGGAGGAGUACUGCAAGCCGGAGGAUUGCGCCCUUGGAACGCAAACACUGCUUGAGGCAGUGGUCAAUUACGAUCGCAUGAGGAGCAAGCUUAAGUAG